This is a messenger RNA of Platichthys flesus (European flounder), 2025 nucleotides long. RefSeq names its product DENN/MADD domain containing 6B (gene dennd6b). The coding region runs from base 82 to 1815 and encodes 577 amino acids. Gene Ontology annotation, cellular component: recycling endosome. Gene Ontology annotation, molecular function: guanyl-nucleotide exchange factor activity. The transcript has 20 exons. The record is from RefSeq and is a predicted model, not a curated record. Lineage: Eukaryota; Metazoa; Chordata; Actinopteri; Pleuronectiformes; Pleuronectidae.
CUGCAGUGCCUGAGUUGUCCACCAGGGGACUGGCUGAGGACUGACGCGGAGCUCAGAGCUCGGACCGGGUCCUGAUGGAAGAUGAACCCGCCUCACGGAGCCGGUUCUCCGCGUCAUGACGGUGGGAGGAGGCGCUGGUCCCAGUUCUCCUGUUGGCUGGAGUGUGUGUGUGUCGUUACCUUCGACCUGGAGCUCGGACAGGCUGUGGAGCUGAUGUUUCCUCCAGAUGUGAAACUCACUGAGAAGGAGAAAACCAGUAUCUGCUACUUGUCCUUCCCCGACUCGUACUCAGGAUGCCUCGGGGACACUCAGUUCAGUUUCAGGCUGCGUCAGUCGGUCGGUCGCAGAUCUUCACGAGUCAGAGACGACGUCUACAACCAAGAUGCUCCUGUCACACUGCAGAGGGAAGCGUCCCAUUUCUUUGGGUACGUCUACUUCCGACAGGUGAAGGACGUGUCUGUGAAGAGAGGAUACUUCCAGAAGGUGACCUCUGUGUUCCAGUCCCUGGUGCUGGUGUCCAGGCUUCCCUUCACUCACCUGUUCCACUCGCUGCUGCACAUCAUCGCUCCGGAGUUUUUUGAGAAGCUGGAGCCGAGUCUCGAAGCAGUUUGUAAUGAGAUCGACCAAUGGCCUUCGCCCACACCUGGCCUGACUCUCAACCUGCCUGUGAUGGGCGGGGCCUUACAGGUGAGGAUUCCUUCCAAAACAGACAAACCAGGUGGAAGUCCAGUCAGGCACAUCACGACAGAGAACGUCCUGCCGGCGCCGACCCUGCUGCCGACCCUCCACGAACUGGACCUGUUCAGGAGCUUCCAGUCGCUGCUGGUCCACCUGCAGAUGAUCUGGGAGCUGACCUUACUGGGAGAGCCGCUGGUUGUCAUGGCGCCAUCUCCCAACGUCUCCUCGGAGACCGUGCUGGCGCUCGUCAGCUCCAUCAGUCCUUUGAAGUUCUGCUGCGACUUUCGACCUUACUUCACAAUUCACGACAACGAGUUCAGAGAAUACACAACGAGGACGCAGGCGCCACCUAACGUUCUUCUUGGAGUAACGAACCCGUUCUUCAUCAAGACGUUUCAGUCGUGGCCUCACAUCAUCAGACUGGGAGACGUCAUGACGACAGGUGAUUUACCCAAACAGGUGAAGGUGAAGAAACUCUCGAAGUUAAAGAUACUCGACACAAAACCAGGGAUCUACACAUCGUACAAGACAUUUCUUCACAAAGACAAAAUUCUGAUUAAACGACUGCUGAAGGGGAUCCAGAGGAAGAGGCCGUCAGAGGUGCAGAGCGCCAUCUUGAGGAGACACCUGUUAGAGCUCACUCAGAGCUUCAUCAUCCCUCUGGAGCGAUACAUGGCGAGUCUGAUGCCUCUGCAGAGAUCUGUGACACCCUGGAAGACGCCUCCUCUGAUUCGACCGUUCAGUCAGGACGAGUUCAUGUCGACUCUGGAUCACACCGGACCUCAGCUGACCUCGCUGCUCAAAGGUGAUUGGACAGGACUGUACAGGAAGUUUUUCAGAUCUCCGAACUUUGACGGUUGGUAUCGCCAGCGCCACAAAGAGAUGAGUCAGAAACUGGAGAGUCUCCACCUGGAGAUCAUCUGUGACGCUGACCUGAUCGGUUGGACCAAAGACAAAUCUGAGGUUGAGAUCGUCGACCUGAUUCUGAAGCUCAGGGAGAAACUGAAUAAAGCUCAAAGGCAGCAGCUGCAGAUGAAGGAUGGAGUUUUUGAAAAACUGGACUCUUUUGUAAACUCGAUCAUCAGGACACUUCCUGAAGACCUGCACACAGUCCUGAGACCUCAUGAGACCACCUGAGACCUCAUGAGACCAACUAAGUCUGCCUGAGACCAAAUGUUUAAACAUCAGACCACCUCAGACCGCAUUAGACAUCAACACACACUACACAGAGGACACACUACACCGAGGACACACUACUCUGUGGACACUACACUGAAACAGUAAAUGUUCUUUGUGUUCUCUGGUUGUGUUUCUGAUGUUUCCACAUUAAAAAUGAAUCAGAACAUC